AUGGAGCACCAAUCGAAGAGAACAAGACGAUCUACAGCUUCUUACAGACCAUCUCCAGACACUGCAUCCACUGCCAUGAGCGAUCCCUCCUCGUCCUCUUCCACACCUGUGGCCACUGCAAGUGGAUCGGGUUCUUCUGAAAGAUACAGCUUGCGUAAACGACAACCAGUUCCCGAGAAUAGUGAUGAUAGCUCGUCUAUGAAGGAUGAUAGCAAGAAGCGUAAGCACAGUGGGCGUCAAGUAUCCAAAAAGCGCAGCAAGACAUCAUCAAGUACUACUAGUAGCAGUGGCAGUGGUGGAGGUCGUACUAGUUCGCGCAAAGGCAAAGGGAAAGCGACUGCAGCAGCAGCAUCGGCUUCUACUGAGACAACAACAAGAGACCCUUCAUGGGAAGUGAACACCAACAAGGAACCCAAAACUCGGUCAGCUCCGCUUAAAAACCAACCUCUUGUGUCAUCAUCACCACCUUUAUCAGUUACCACCACACCCAAACCAACAGCUACCAUUCAACAACAACAAAGUGCACCUACCAACGCCAAUGUUCCAAAUGCAAUGACUACGCCUACACCUGCAGCUUAUCCACAAUAUCGUUCAUUAUCGGAUAGUGAAGAAGAGGAUGAGGAUGAGGAAGAAGAUUGGGUUGAUCCAGUUGCACUUGUACCUCGCUCAACAACAACGGCUCAUGUGCAUGACGAAUAUGAGAAUCUUUAUCGACUUCAAGGCAUCUAUGGAUUGCAUGACACGCAUUCACGUCUUGACACGUUGAUUCAAACCCUCAAGCAACAAACGGGUGAUGGCAACAACAAUGGAUCAUCACAUCUUGCCGCACUUCAAGAACUUGCAGAGAUCCUCUCGGUCAGCAAUGAGGAAACAUUGGCUGGUACAAUUCACUGCAGAGAUUUGGUGGUGACGUUAUUGGAGAUACUCAAAGGAUCCCCUUCUUCCACCUUGGAUCAUGGCAUGGAUGAGCAAAUGAUGUUGGCAAUGUUGGCGGAGGAUCCCAUGAUGGACUUAUCAGCUGCUACCCAAGGUGGUGGUCAAACGACUGAAAAGAUGAUCUUGGCUUGUCAAUGUCUUUCGAAUUUAUUGGAUGCUCUUCCUCCUGCGGCUUCUAUUGUUGUUGCCAAUAAUGGUGUACCUGUACUUUGCGACAAGCUGGAACCGAGCGACUACAUUGAUUUGCAGGAACAGGCACUUUAUGCUUUGGAAAAAGUGUCCAUCCAAUUUCCUCAAGAUGUUGUACGCGGUGGUGGUCUCAAUGCAGCCGUCAAGCACUUUCAUUUCUUUACGAUUCACUUUCAGCGUAGUGCUUUGCAAACAGCUUCCAAUUGCAUGCGUGGUAUCGAGAUUAUGGACGAUGAGGUUUAUGCAGAGAUUCAUCAAGUGAUCGACAUAUUGAAAGAGACGCUCUCUUAUCCCGACCAAACAGUGGUUGACCUUACUUGCUUAUGCUGGGCUCGAUUGAUCGAUAGCUGCGGUGCCGACAAAGUGAGAAUAGAACAAUUGAUCACGCCUCAACUCUUGGAAAAGUUGAUUCAGCUGAUUCCUGUCAAUGGCAGCAACAACAACGCUGUACGCCCUUCGGCUUUCAAUUAUCUCUUACGCAUCUUUCGUGCUAUUUCUCGCCACUCUCCUCAUCUCACUUGUCAGGUUUUGGAUCUUGAUAUCGCCUCCAAGUUUUAUCAAAUCAUCACUGGUGCAUCCUCUAUGCCUGACGAUAUCACCGAGCAGAUUGUCAACAUCACCAUGGAUACCAAAUGGCGUGAUACCGUUUCAACUAUCCUCAAAAUCAUUGUGGAUCUUUUACCCCCUCUUCCAAAAGACUUUUGGAGUGCCGAUCGAUUACUCAACACUGCCCCUAUUGCUUCACGAACACGAUCAUCACAAGCAUCGACAACCAGCAUUACCCCUCCUCUUGUACUUCGACGAUUCUCCAAUGGCAACAGCAACAACAGCAGCAGCAGCAACGAGAAUAUGAGCGUCCAUAUCAGACUCUUGAAAAGAAAGCCAGAGCUACUUGAACGCAUGGGCCGUAUUCUAUUACCUUUGUUGAUUGAAGCAUACACAUCCAUGGUGAACGUGGCACUGAGAGAGCAAAUCACCCAUGCAUUGGCCAAGAUCAUUUACUACUGUGACAAGGACACAUUACGACGCAUCACCACCAAUGUCCCUCUCUCUGAAUUCUUGGUUGAGAUUCUCACACAAAGAGACCACGAGUUGUUGGUAAUGGAUGCUCUUUAUCAAGCCGAAUUGCUUGUUACCAAGGUCCCGGAUGUCUAUUACAGCGUGUUUGAGAUUGAAGGCGUGCUUCAUGAGAUUGAUACCAUUUCUCAAAAGUCCAUGGCAACGACUGCUGAUAUUCCAUUACAACAUCCACCACCACCUAUUCCUGGUCUUGUUACUCAGCACCAUCAACAAUCGAUAUCCCUUUUCAGACAACAUGGCAAUGACGGCUUGGGUGAUACGUUGGCACAACGUUACAUUAUUAUGCUGGCAAAGAAUUUCAUGUGCAAGUACGAAAACCUUUCCUAUCACGUACGCAGCAAGGAAUUCGGCUACAACGAUCGACUCAAGGAACUCCAUUCGAUUUCACUGCAACUUCAAAAAGAGGAGGGUUCGGCUGCGGCUACUGCCUUGGAGCGUUUCCUUCAAAUUAUCAAUGGCAGCAAUAUUGGUAUCAGCAGCUUUGAAUUAUCACGCUCAGGUGUCCUUGACGCAUUAUUGCAUUAUCUCACCAACGACGAUCCAUCACUUGCAACACGACGCACGGCAUUCUGUGACACACUUUUACACAACAAAGAUGACACAAACCAGCAAGCACUAUGUAAACUUAUAGACCGCUUACAGAUUGCCCUGAGCCGAUCAGAGCAGUUUCAAAUUGUGACACCUCUUGAAGCACCAAACGACGGAUUCCGUAACCCAAGCAACAUGCUCAACAAGCAAAUUCGUGUGCGUCUUAUCGGUGAAGGAGCCCUUGAACAACGCUCUUAUACGGUGCUGGUGCCCGUGGUAGCAAAGCUGAAGAUGCUGGAGGAAUACCUUGUGACGCGUGUUGGCCCACUCAUGAACGCUUCAACCUUAUCAUUGGACAACAUCCACUAUGAACCUUAUGAUGAUGAUUCGGAUGCAGAUUCCAUGUGUGACCCUGAUGUGAUUGAAUCGCUUGAUCGAGGACAAGAUACGGAUGAUGAAGAUGAAGACGAUGAGAAUGAUCCAAUGCAAAUCGAUGAUGAAGGCAAACGCACCCACGUCAACCAACAACAGCAAACACAAAAGAAACAAGGGGGACAAUGGAAAGUGCACUUUUUCGCACGAGGUGUUUCUGUCGAUCCCGAGACAACCAUUUAUGGUGCUAUUCAUCGUAGCCUAAGCAACAACAACAUGGGCCGCAUGGGCUUUUGGACAUCUUCAUUCUCUUUUUCUUUCCGAUUUGAACGAUCCACGCAAGAACAAGAACCAAAGAUACCUGAACCGACGACUACUACAGCAAUUCCUGCAAGCGUGGGGAAUGGCACAACGUGUGACAAGGUGCUUCAAUUGCUUGCAGCACUUUACCAGCUGAUUGAAAGCAGCAGCAGCAACAACAUUGGAAACCCACCUAUCAACGUCGACUUUGUCAAUCGCAAGUUGACCGGCAAGAUGCAACGGCAAUUGGAAGAAUCUUUGAUCAUUGCCAGUGGAUGUUUACCUGAUUGGACGUAUUGGCUUAUGCAAAAGUACAAUUUCUUAUUCCCAUUCGAGACGCGAUACCACUUUUUGCAAAGCACAGCUUAUGGUUACACACGGCUGAUGGCACGGUGGCAAAGUUUGCAAAUGCGUGGCAACAACAACAACAACAAUCAGGAUGGAGAAGGAGGAGGGCAACACCAUUUAUCAUUGCUUGAUGACCAGCAACAACAACAACCUCUUUUGCAUCAAUCCACACGACACAAGGUCAAGAUCCCUCGUGAAAACAUGCUCAUGUCAGCUACCAAAAUCCUUGAUAACUUUGGUGCGAUGGAAUCCACACUCGAAGUGCAAUACACAGGAGAAGAGGGUAGCGGAUUAGGACCUACAUUGGAGUUUUAUGCUGCUGUGUCCAAGGAAUUCAGCAAAAAGACACUUGCCAUGUGGCGUCAUGAUGAUGAGGAUGAUUCAGUUGGAGGAGAAUACGUGUCAAACAAAAACGGUUUAUUUCCAAUGCCCAUGGCACCUUUUCAAAAGACAACAUCCACUGGCAAAAUGACGCUCAAGCUAUUUGAAACUUUGGGUCGCUUUGUUGCCAAAGCCAUGGUGGAUUUCAGGAUCAUCGACAUGCCAUUUAGUCCAGCCUUCUUCAAGCUACUUUUUUCGGAAUCACAACUAGUGCUUCCUCCUCCUUCUCUUCAAUUGCUCAGGGAUAUUGAUCCGGUGUUGUGCAAUUCGCUACAAGUUUUACAAGACUUUGUUGACGAGAAACAAGCCAUCGUUUCGGAUGCAUCCAUGACGGCGGCGAAAAAGGCAUCGGCUCUAAGAACCAUUCACAGCCGUUUGGAGGAUCUGUGUCUGGAUUUCACGUUACCCGGGCAUCCCGAAAUUAUGCUGCAGGAGAAUGGCGAAAAUAUGGCAGUGACGAUCGACAAUGUCAAGGAGUAUAUGGACAUGCUAUUGGAUAUGCUUAUGGGAUCCGGCAUUCGAGAACAAAUGGCAAUGUUUCGAAAAGGCUUUAGCAGUAUCUUUGACUUGGAUCAUCUCAAAAUUCUGUCACCGGAGGAACUUGUUUCAUUGUUUGGUAACUCGGUGGAAGAUUGGUCAUAUUCAACUAUCUCGAGUGCCAUCCAUGCAGAUCAUGGGUACACCAUGGAAAGCCGUACUGUGCAACACUUGGUGGCCAUCCUUUCGGAAAUGACCCAGCAAGAACGACGCGACUUUUUGCAAUUCACUACAGGAAGUCCUCGUUUACCGAUUGGAGGGUGGCAUGCUAUGCGGCCUGUGUUUACAGUGGUGCGGAAACAAUGCGAGCCACCUCUUUUACCAGACGACUAUUUGCCAUCGGUGAUGACAUGUGCCAAUUAUCUCAAGCUUCCAGAUUAUUCCAACAAGCAAGUCAUGUAUCAACGACUCACCAAAUCCAUGUGCGAGGGCAAGAACUGCUUCCUUCUUUCAUAG
Lichtheimia ornata is the source of this 5127-nucleotide messenger RNA. RefSeq lists its product as uncharacterized. Gene Ontology annotation, molecular function: ubiquitin protein ligase activity. The transcript has 13 exons. Gene Ontology annotation, biological process: protein polyubiquitination; proteasome-mediated ubiquitin-dependent protein catabolic process. Lineage: Eukaryota; Fungi; Mucoromycota; Mucoromycetes; Mucorales; Lichtheimiaceae. The coding region runs from base 1 to 5127 and encodes 1708 amino acids. The record is from RefSeq and is a predicted model, not a curated record. Gene Ontology annotation, cellular component: nuclear speck.